Stegostoma tigrinum is the source of this 2486-nucleotide messenger RNA. It is a transcript of the gene dnpep, whose product is annotated as aspartyl aminopeptidase. The record is from RefSeq and is a predicted model, not a curated record. Gene Ontology annotation, biological process: proteolysis. The coding region runs from base 154 to 1572 and encodes 472 amino acids. The transcript is spliced from 16 exons. Gene Ontology annotation, molecular function: aminopeptidase activity; zinc ion binding. Lineage: Eukaryota; Metazoa; Chordata; Chondrichthyes; Orectolobiformes; Stegostomatidae.
CGGUGGCGGGGAGACAGCGCGAUGCAGAUAGAUUCAGCACUAUUCAAAUAGGAGCAGCAAGAAUCAUGGCUAAUGUUCACCUCUUGCACAUCAUUCAAACAGGUCAUAGACUGACUUAUCAUAGAUUUGCCUGGAGAAACAACCGUGAAGACUAUGAGUGCAAAAGGUUUGAAGGAGGCAGUACAGAACGCUGCCAAGGAGUUCCUCUCCUUUGUCGAUAAAGGCGUGUCCCCCUACCAUGUUGUUGAAGAGUGCAAGCGACGACUUUGUUCAGCUGGCUUUCAGGAACUAAAGGAGGUUGACCACUGGGACCUGAAACCUUCCAACAAGUAUUACAUGACGAGGAACUACUCUACAAUAAUUGCCUUUGCAGUGGGAGCCAAGUACAAACCAGGGAAUGGAUUUAGCAUGAUUGGAGCUCAUACAGACAGCCCCUGCCUACGGGUGAAACUCAGGUCAAAGAAGUCGCAAGUGGGUUACCUGCAAGUCGGAGUGGAGUGUUACGGCGGUGGAAUCUGGAAUACUUGGUUUGACCGUGACCUUACUGUAGCCGGCAGGGUUGUGGUGAAGAAUGGAGACAAAGUGGAACAUCGCCUGAUCAAUGUGGCUGAUCCAGUCCUUCGCAUCCCUCACCUGGCCAUCCACCUGCAGAGAGAGAUUAAUGACAACUUCGGACCCAACAAGGAGAACCACCUUGUUCCGAUCAUAGCUACAGCGGUACAGGAGCAGCUAGAACAGGGAGUGAAAUCUGCUGGAAAUGCCUGCGAUGCCACUCAAAUGUCAGAGAAGCACCACUCAGUCCUGUUGAACCUGCUUUGUGCUCAGUUGGGAGUGAAUGUGGACAAGAUCAUAGACUUUGAGCUGUGUCUGGCCGAUACUCAGCCUGGGGUUCUGGGUGGUGCUUUCAAAGAGUUUAUAUUUGCCCCACGACUGGAUAACUUGCACAGUUGUUACUGUGCCCUGCAGGCCCUGAUUGAAUCAUCUGAGGAGCAAGGCACACUGGCUGAGGACAGCAAUAUCCGAGUGGUUACACUAUUUGACAACGAAGAGGUGGGAAGCCAGAGUGCUCACGGAGCAGGCUCCUCCUUGACCGAGUUAGUCUUGCGUCGUCUCUCUUCCAGUUUCGACAACCUGACUGCGUUUGAGGAAGCUAUUCCCAAGUCAUUCAUGAUCAGCUCGGACAUGGCACAUGCUGUACACCCCAACUAUGUAGACAAACACGAGGAAAAUCACAGGCCAGCCCUCCACAAGGGACCAGUGCUUAAAUUUAAUAGUAACCAACGAUAUGCAUCAAAUGCUGUGACUGCAGCCAUAGUGCGAGAGAUUGCUAACCGCGUGGGUGUCCCACUCCAGGAUGUCAUGGUGAAGAACGACAGUCCCUGUGGCACUACCAUCGGCCCAAUCCUCGCCUCUGGCCUUGGGCUGAAAGUAUUGGACAUGGGCUCCCCGCAGUUGGCAAUGCACUCCAUCCGAGAGAUGUGUUGUACAUCGAGUGUAUUCCAGACCAUCACAUUGUUCAAGGGUUUCUUUGACCUCUUCCCAUCUGUGAUCAGCAACAUGACGGUUGACUGAGCUCAGCAGCUCUGUAGCACCGAGAGGCUCAGGGGGCUCUGUUUGGCAACACAUAUCACAACCUGACUAGACUGGUUGAAACCCACACCGCGUGAAACCCUCUGAAGGACCGCAACAUUUAAUUAUGCAACUUGCUGUGAUCAACCAAAAUUUGAAAACUCGCUACUUGGCACUUCGCUACAACAAGAUGAUGUAUUCGGCUCAGCGACUCUACUGCUAUCCCCAAACGUUUGAGUGAUUUUUGUACUCAGAGUUCUGGGAGCCUUGUUCCAAUCUCACCCAAGUGUCAGUUGCAUAUGUAGAAAGCUUAACCUGGUGAUGUCUGCACACUUGUUGAUGGCAGCCUGCUACAGCACUAACUAGGUCAUCAUGUGCCCCAUACCCUGUAACUUGUUGCCAGACAUUUGUUGACAGACUCGGACUCUCAUACACACCUGCGGCACUCCCACCUGUGUCAGCAGACAGAUGUAAAACUGGCAUUGACCAGCUCCCUCAGGACUCGCAAUGGACAAAUGCAGUUAAAAUUACCCCAUUAAUCUCUCUUAGCUAAAUACAGCUGCAUCUCCAGCAUCGUAACCCGGACACAAUUUGAAGGGAAUCCGUGUCUCGGUAGUACAAUGACAACUCACUCUCCACUCUUCUAUCAGUAAAUGAGGGAUUUUCUGAAAUGUGCAGGACUUGGGUAAUUAGCUCCACCUGAAGAUCUAUCUCUGAUGCAGGCAAGAUGGGCUGAAUGGUCUCCAGCACUCUGACUUCAAUCUCAGGAACAAUUAUCAACUCUAUUCUGGAAAAUUCUCAGACUGUUAAAGAACAUAUCAUUUUUUUCUCACGAUGAAAUCGCAUGCAUGUCUCUUUAAAAUAGAUCACUUUGUAAAGAAUAAACAUGAGAAAUUAAAGUUGUCUUGGAUGUGAAA